Molecule: messenger RNA, 2434 nt
Organism: Notechis scutatus (mainland tiger snake)
Lineage: Eukaryota; Metazoa; Chordata; Lepidosauria; Squamata; Elapidae
Gene: MAPK14
Product: mitogen-activated protein kinase 14
Biological process (GO): protein phosphorylation; p38MAPK cascade
Molecular function (GO): MAP kinase activity; ATP binding
Source: RefSeq, a predicted model, not a curated record
CCAUAUUGGGGCAUUGCCUCUAGUGAUUCCGAGCCGCAGAUCUCGCGAUACCUCCGCGAUCGAUUGGUCGAGGAUCUAGGAAGAGCUUCGGCGAAGUCAGACUGGCGCGUCUUCGUCAUUGCCUGGGUCCCCGCUCGACUCUUAAACCAGCUCGGGUCUCCUUAGACCUAGGUGGCCUUUCCCGUCAGGGAUUGGGCAGCCUGGAGAAGUGAGCGCUUGCGGUGUCCUCCCCCGGGGCGGCCAGUGUUUUUGCAGCGGUCCUUCUCCCUUCCUUCCGAGGAGGGGCUGCAAGCAGUGCAAGGCGUUCGGGACGAGCCGCUGCGGCCAAGCGACCGAAGUUGCAGCUAGGCGACUUUCCCACCACCUCCCUCCGCGCGGGAAACUCCCUUUCGCUGCAGGGGGAGGAGCCGAGGUCCCCGGUUCGAGGGUCUCCUCCCUCCCGGCCCCGCUGGGUGGGGCGGACUUGGGGGUCGAGAUGACCCAGGAGCGGCCCAAGUUCUACCGGCAAGAGCUGAACAAGACGAUCUGGGAGGUGCCCGAGCGUUACCAGAACCUCUCGCCGGUGGGUUCUGGAGCUUACGGCUCCGUCUGCUCUGCCUUUGAUGCUAAAACUGGCCUUCGUGUGGCAGUGAAGAAAUUGUCCAGACCAUUUCAGUCUAUCAUACACGCCAAAAGGACCUACCGCGAACUGCGACUGCUUAAACAUAUGAAACAUGAAAAUGUUAUUGGACUUCUAGAUGUAUUCUCACCUGCGAAGUCAUUUGAAGAGUUCAAUGAUGUAUAUCUUGUAACCCAUCUUAUGGGAGCGGAUUUGAACAAUAUUGUAAAAUGUCAGAAACUCACAGAUGACCAUGUACAGUUUCUCAUUUAUCAAAUUCUUCGGGGUUUGAAGUAUAUCCACUCUGCUGAUAUAAUACACAGAGAUUUAAAACCUAGUAACCUAGCUGUGAAUGAAGACUGUGAGUUGAAGAUUUUGGAUUUUGGGUUGGCACGGCAUACAGAUGAUGAAAUGACAGGAUAUGUAGCAACCAGGUGGUACAGAGCUCCUGAGAUCAUGCUGAACUGGAUGCAUUACAAUCAAACAGUUGAUAUUUGGUCAGUUGGAUGCAUUAUGGCUGAACUUUUGACUGGAAGAACACUAUUCCCUGGUACAGACCAUAUUAACCAGCUUCAGCAAAUCAUGCGUCUGACGGGGACACCCCCUGCAUAUCUCAUUAACAGGAUGCCCAGCCAUGAGGCAAGAAAUUACAUACAGUCCUUGUCUUACAUGCCGAAGAUGAAUUUUGAAAAUGUAUUUAUUGGUGCGAAUCCUCUAGCUGUAGACUUGCUGGAGAAGAUGCUGGUGCUGGACACAGAUAAACGGAUUACUGCUGCUGAAGCUUUGGCCCAUGGCUAUUUUUCUCAGUAUCAUGACCCAGAUGAUGAACCAGUGGCAGAUCCUUAUGAUCAAUCCUUUGAAAGCAGAGAACUUGAUAUUGAGGAGUGGAAAAGCCUGACCUAUGAUGAAGUGGUUAGCUUUGUGCCACCACCACUGGACCAGGAGGAAAUGGAAUCCUGAGCACCUGUUUCUCUUUGUCCCAUAUCACUGUGAGGGGAACAUCUUUUUCAUAGGAAUUCUCCACAUACUGUUCAAGUGCCUCUUGCCAUGAAGAUUCUCCUUGGGGGAGGAUGUGUGCAUGUGUGUAUGUGUGCGUAUGUGUGAGUGUGUUGGAUGAAAAGGACGGAAAAGAAAGAUUCAAAGGGAAAUAUUUAUACAGAAACUGUAUAAAAUUGCAUGUUCUCUUGUAUUUUUGUACACAGUUUGGGACAUGUUUCUGCAGACCUGUUUGAUUGCUUUUUUGCCUUUACUGCUGAUAAUCAGCUUUCAUUGCUCUAGGUCUAGGCAGAUAGUAUGCAGGGAAGCUGAGAUUUCAGAUGCUCAGUAGAAAUCGUUGCCAUUAAAUGGCUCUUCUACCAAGAAAAGACUUAGAAAAUGGAAACUGAACUAUUACUUGAACUGUGCUCCCUGCUUUCCAAGAUGAGGGGGUGGCAGAUUUAUUUCAGUUACUUAUCCCCACAAAGUCUCCCCACUAUUUUAUAAUAGCAGAAAAGUUGACUCCUGAACAUCUCGCUGUCUUCAAUAUGAAACAGGUGGUGGUGGUGUUUUUAAAAAAGUUUGUGCCUUAAAUCAGUGUUUCUCAACUUUUGACAGCUUUAAGGAAUAUGGCUUCAACUCCUGGAUUUCUCCAAUCUACAUUCUGGCUGGGAGAUUCUGGGAGUUGAAGUCCACACAUUUUAAAGUAUCUGAGGUUGAGAAUCACUGCCUUAAAUGAUUGAGAGUAAAAUUAAGUCUGAGUCUCAACAAUGGAAUUUGGAGGUGGUUUUUUUGGAGUGCAGGCCUCAAAAUUCCUAGGUAUCCCUGCCUGACUACUGUAAUCAAGACACAGAUAUUCCA